Messenger RNA from Pseudopipra pipra, 1874 nucleotides. RefSeq names its product WD repeat domain 13 (gene WDR13). Lineage: Eukaryota; Metazoa; Chordata; Aves; Passeriformes; Pipridae. Bases 1 to 1806 code for a protein of 601 amino acids. Gene Ontology annotation, cellular component: nucleus. The transcript is spliced from 15 exons. Gene Ontology annotation, molecular function: protein binding; promoter-specific chromatin binding. The record is from RefSeq and is a predicted model, not a curated record.
AUGUGUCUCUCCUGUCCCUUCCCUGUCUUCCCUGUCCCUCACCUGCCCAGGUACGCCGUGUACCGCACCCCUCGCUGGCCGCAGUUCCGCACCCCUGGGUACGCCGCGUACCGCACCCCUCGCUGGCCGCAGUUCCGCACCCCUGGGUACGCCGCGUACCGCACCCCGUGCUGGCCGCAGUUCCGCACCCCUGGGUACGCUGCGUACCGCACCCCUCGCUGGCCACAGUUCCGCACCCCUGGGUACGCCGUGUACCGCACCCCUCGCUGGCCACAGUUCCGCACCCCUGGGUACGCGGCGUACCGCACCCCUCGCUGGCCACAGUUCCGCACCCCUGGCCCCCCCAUCCCUUCCCUGUCUCACCUGUCCCUUCCCUGUCUCCCCUGUCCCACCUGCCCAGGUACGCCGCGUACCGCACCCCCUCGCUGGCCGCAGUUCCGCACCCAGUACGUGCGGCGCCGCUCGCAGCUGCUGCGGGAGCGGGCCCAGGGGGGGCACCUGGGGGGCGACGCCCGGCGCUGGUACCUGCGGGUGCGCGCCCGGCUCCUGGCACAGCGCUACGGGGCCCUGUCCGAGCCCGGCAGCUGCAGGAGCGCCCUGAGAGCCUCCAGGACCACCCUGGACCGCAUGGAGGAUUUCGAGGAGGACCCCCGGGGGUCUCGGGGGCACCGGCGCUCCCUGAGCCGCGGCUCCGGCCCGGGGGGGCUGCGGGGGGGCCCCGACGAGCGCCCCCCCGGGGUGGUGCCCACCCCCCUGGCCGAGGCGAGCCGGGCCAUGGCGGGGGACACGACCCUGAGCGAGAAUUACGCCUUCGCCGGGGUCUUCCACGUCUUCGACCAGCACCAGGACAGCGCCGUGCGGAAGGUGCAGUUCGCUCACGACGAGCGGCACCUCCUCGCCUGCUGCUCCCUGGACGGGACUCUCUCCGUUUGCCGCCUGGCGCCGGGACCCCCGGCCGUGCUGCGGCGCCUGCGGGGCCACGGCGGGGGGGUCUCGGACCUGGCCUGGUCCCUCUCCAACGACGUGCUCGUGUCCGCGUCCCUCGACGGGACCCUCCGGCUCUGGGACCCCUCGGACGGGCGCUGCAUCCGCAGGGUGCCCGACCCCGACGGGGCCGCGCUGCUGUGCUGCGCCUUCCAGCCCCUCAACAACAACCUCACCGUGGUGGGCAGCGCCCGGCACAUGGUGCGGGUGGUGAACAUCUCCACGGGGAAGGCGGCGCGGGGGGGCACCGGGCGCCUCCCCGGGAGGGUCCUCGCGCUCUGCUUCGACGCCCCCGGGAGAGUCCUGUGGGCGGGGGACGAUCGGGGGUCCGUGUCCUCCUUCCUCUGCGACCCCGGCACCGGCCGACUCACCAAGGCCUCCCGGGUGCUGGUCCAGGCCGGCGGGUCCAUCACGUCGCUCUCGGCCCGGGCCUGGGCGAGCCGGGAGGCGCCGGACCCGUCCCUGCUCGUCAACGCCUGCCCCGACCGGCUCCUGCUCUUCCGGGUGGUGGAAGACGAGGGGGGCUCGGGGGCUCCGGGGCUGCGGCUCCGCCGGAGUUUCCCGACGCGGCACCGGGAGCAGCCCCUGAGGAGCUGCUUCUGCCCCCUCAUGUCCUUCCGCCAGGGAGCCUGUGUGGUGACGGGCAGCGAGGACGCCUCCGUCCACUUCUUCGACGUGGGCCGGGCCGGGCGGGCGACCGUGAACACCCUGCAGGGCCACGGGGCCCCCGUGCUCGCCGUGGCCUUCAACUGCGACGAGUCCCUGCUGGCCUCGGGCGACGCCGCGGGCACCGUCAUCGUCUGGAGACGCCAGCACGUCUGAGCCCCCCAAAAACACCCCUGGGAUCCAUAAAACCCACCCUGGGAUCCAUAAAACCCCACCCAAACCAA